This is a messenger RNA of Loa loa (African eye worm), 1428 nucleotides long. RefSeq lists its product as hypothetical. The transcript is spliced from 12 exons. Lineage: Eukaryota; Metazoa; Nematoda; Chromadorea; Rhabditida; Onchocercidae. Bases 1 to 1428 code for a protein of 475 amino acids. The record is from RefSeq and is a predicted model, not a curated record.
AUGACUUCUUCAGGACCAGUAGGUCGACAAGCGAUGAUAGAAAAACGUUAUUUUGAGCCCACUGUCAAGGAGCUCUACAAUUUUGAACGCUCUUCGUUUGAAAAGCAGACUCGGAGCUGUGUACAGGGUGUCAGUUUUUCGUUCAAAGUGCCUAAUAAGCGGUGCAUGAAGAAAAGCGAGUCAGUUGUUAGUUCAGUAAAAAGAAACAGCAGUGAUACAGAUUUGAAGCCCUCUAUCAGAACAAUCGUUCGAAGUAAGAGUUCAUCUGAAUUAUUGGAGAAAGCUGUAUCAGAAACGACGAAAACAACGUUGAUAUCGAAACUAGCAUCCGACAGUAAUUUCAUGCAGGAUUCGUGCAGUGAAAAGGAGUUAAAUACACCUGAAUGUAAAGCUGAUGGGGGGCCACCCAUCAAGAUGAACAAGAAAGUGGAUUCGAAGAAGAAAGUGUUGGGAAAGACGAUUUCUGCGACACCAUCUCAUACUGCGAACAACGGAGCCACUGGAAGUAGAAAUAAGUGUUUUCCCGGAGCUAUCUGCUCAUCGCGACUCUCUGCAGCAUUGAACCGUAACUCUGAAUGGGAAAAAUUGGCGAUGAAAAGUAGAUCCAUAUUUUUGAAACACAGAAGUCAGAAAAUGUUGAAAGAUCGUUUGGAAAAGUACUGUGUAAUAAAACAGAAAUCGCAUAACAGCGAAAGGUCAAAUACAACGGAAGCAAGUCAAACACCAACAGCUCCCUAUCUGAUGAUCAAAGAAGCGCCGCCAAAAUUUAAUCAAAAUUUUUUUGAUCUCUUCUUUAAUCAUCUCAAUGAGGAAAAAGUCGAACAAAGCGAAACUUCAUGCGAAAGUAAUGAGAGCAAGACGUUGGUGGAGAAAAACAUGCCUUCAAAAAGAAAUUUGAAUCACGAAAUUGGUUUACAGGACACAAAGAAAAUUCCAUUCUCUUCGUUAGCUGAAACUCAACCACUUACCGCCAUUGACAGAAACAGUGGGAAAGUUAUGGACAACAGAAGUGGCGUGAAGAGAUUAUCGCUCAUUAGUGACACUAAAGAUGCUGCAGAGAUAGAAGUGACGAAAGAAGUGGAAUCUUUGGUAAAAAAAGCUUUGCUUCAGACAACUGUGGGCUCUUGUUUUCGUACCAAUCAGGAUUUAAGGAAAAGUGGCAGUGAUAGUGUUCAAGAGGGCCACGGUUUUGAUAUGACAAACGAUGACGCUAAGCUAAAGAAAAUGUGGACGCUAGUGGCAGAAGAAAGCUCACUGACAAAUAAUUUGAAUGAUAUUAGUGCAAAAAUAAACAAAAUUAAGGCGGACUUAUGCGCCCUGUCCAAUGAAUCGUUUCAGAUUACGAAAAGAUUGGAUGAAGUGCGAUUCCUCAAAAAUCAGCUCUUAAAUAAUUCUCAUUGUAAGUCUUAUUCAGAUUUCCAGCCGUGA